AUGUCCCACCGCCAACACUGUCCAACUUACCCGUUUCCUCUCUUUCCUCCCUUCCCCCAACCGCAUCGCUUUUUCCGCGCACAUGCGUCUCUCCUCGCACAUCGGUCGUUUGGUUAUCCGCGCGCGCUGCAGCAGAAGUACGGCAUCAUCCCCGACACCUUCCGCUCCAUCGCGCAGGUGCGCGGGCGUCGAUUGGACAGACAGACAGACAGUUUUUGCUCGUCAUCCACACGUGACACGUUGGCAUGUCCCUGCCACGUCACCUCCUCGCUUUUCCUCUCUCCCUUCCCCACCAUCCUUCUCGCAGUUUCAGUGUGCUCUGUCUACGGGCAGGAGAAGCUGCGGGAGGUGGGGUUGGAGUCGCAGUGUGCUCUAUCUCUCCCUCCUCCACGCCGCGUUUCUCCCCCUCUCGCCCUCCGCCCGUCUGUGCAUCUCCCCCGUGUGCAGGUGCAGGAGAAGCUACGGGAGGUGCAGGAGAAGCUGCGGGAGGUGGGCUUGGAGUCGAGCAACCUCAUAGUGGCCGUUGACUUCACCAAGAGCAACGAGUGGACGGGCAAGCAGAGCUUCAAUGGGCGCUCACUGCACGCAAUAGCACCAGGUGCAUCAAACCCGUACGAGCAGGCCAUUGACAUCAUUGGCCAGACGCUCUCCGCCUUCGAUGAGGACAACCUCAUCCCCUGCUACGGCUUCGGGGAUGGUAUGUUCUGCCCUUUGUCUCUCCCUUCUCCACCUUCUCACCUUCUCUCCCUUCUCCACCUUCUCACCUUCUCUCCCUUCUCCACCUUCUCACCUUCUCUCCCUUCUCCACCUCCGCUCUCUGCCUUCCAUGAGGACAACCUCAUCCCCUGCUACGGCUUCAGCGAUGGUACGCUGCCCCCUCGGUUUCUCUGUCCCUCUCCCUGUCUCGCUCCCUGUCUCGCUCCCUGUCUCGCUCCCUGUCUCGCUCCCUGUCUCGCUCCCUGUCUCGCUCCCUGUCUCGCUCCCUGUCUCGCUCUCUGUCCCUCUCUCUGUCCCUCUCUCUGUCCCUCUCUCUGUCUCGCUCUCUGUUCACCUCUGCUCCCUCACCUCUCCGCCUGCGAUGAGCACAACCUCAUUCCCUGCUACGGCUUCGGCGAUGCCGCCUCUCAUGCAGGGGUAGGUACCGUACCCACGUGGCCCCUUCUCUUACACGGCGAAGCGAGCAGGGAUGCCAUUGCCACGGACGGCUGCAUGAGAGGGGUGCGGCAUGGGGUGCAUUUAAAGCCUGAACCCUCCACGCAGCCGCGCCGCCUCUCAUGCAGCGUCUCAACGCAUGACAAGGCAGUGUUUGCGUUCAACGAGGGGCAGCGGCCGUGCAACGGCUUUGAGGAGGCGCUGCAGCGGUACCGUGCCAUCGCCCCCCUCGUGCAGCUCUCAGGUGCCAUCGCCCCCCUCGUGCAGCUCUCAGGUGCCAUCGCCCCCCUCGUGCAGCUCUCAGGAUUCCUCUCCCGCCCCACUUUCCCUUUCAACCCUUUCUCUCCUCCUCUCCCCAUCCUCUCCCCAUCCUCUCCCCAUCCUCUCCCCAUCCUCUCCCCAUCCUCUCCCCAUCCUCUCCCCCAUCCUUACGCCGUGUGCGUCCGCGCAGGUCCCACGUCGUUCGCCCCGGCGAUAGAGGCGGCGGUGACGGCGGUGGAGGAGAGCGGCGGCCAGUACCCCGGCCAACCCUGUCCCACGUCGUUUGCGCCGGCGAUAGAGGCGGCGGUGAGGGCGGUGGAGGAGAGUGGCGGCCAGUACCACGUGCUGCUCAUCAUUGCUGAUGGCCAGGUCACUCGCAGCGUUGACACGCCACCAGGAGUGUUCAGCAGGCAGGAGCAGGCCACUGUUGACGCCAUUGUUGCUGCCAGGUGGGUCUCUGUUGCUGCCAGGUGGGUCUCUGUUGCUGCCAGGUGGGUCUCUGUUGCUGCCAGGUGGGUCUCUGUUGCUGCCAGGUGGGUCUCUGUUGCUGUCAGCAACUACGCGCUGUCAAUAGUGAUGGUGGGGGUGGGGGACGGCCCGUGGGACACGAUGGAGGAGUUUGACGAUGCUCUGCCGCAGCGCAACUUCGAUAACUUCCAGGAGUUUGACGAUGCUCUGCCGCAGCGCAACUUGGAUAACUUCCAGUUUGUCAACUUCACGAGGGUCAUGGCAUCAUCGCGUGCACCAGAGCAGCGGGCGGCACUCUUUGCCCUCUCUGCGCUCAUGGAGGUGCCUCAUCAGUACCGCGCCUGCACCGAGCUGGGGCUGCUGGGUCGCCCCAUGGGUCGCAUGCCACCAUCAGCCCCCAAGGAGCCCCCUCCACGCGUGCGAGCAGCAGAUGCUGCAGCAGCCCAAGCUGCAUCCCUCGCUGCUGCCAACAUGCCCCCGCACCUCAACCCGAAUAAUCUCAACCCAUCUGACUUCAACCCCGGCACCACUCCUAACCCCUUCGGAAACUUCAUGGACGCCCCUGCUGCUUAUGGCUAUGGGGCUGGCAGCUCUGCCACACCCACAGGCGCUGCUGCUGCUGCUGACUCUGUGUCGGGCUCUGGUGGUGCGUCAGCAGCGGGAGGGGGGACGGAGUGCCCGGUGUGCCUCAUGUACCCCAAGAACACUGCCUUCCAGUGCGGCCACCAGACCUGUGAGGAGUGUGGCAAGCAGAUGAACAAUUGCCCCAUAUGCCGUGCACCCAUCACCAUGCGCAUCAAGCUGUACAGUUAA
This is a messenger RNA of Closterium sp. NIES-65, 2694 nucleotides long. Lineage: Eukaryota; Viridiplantae; Streptophyta; Zygnematophyceae; Desmidiales; Closteriaceae. The record is from the annotation of a GenBank genome assembly.